AUCUACCUUUUAGCUCUCAAACCGGAAUUUGUUGUUGGGUUUGGUCUCUGUUCACGUUCUGGGUUCACUGCUGCUUUGCGUUUUGGGUGUGCUUGAGUUAUUUGUUACUCUCUGUGCUGCUGUGUUCAGUUUCUUUUGCUAUGGCUGACGACAAUCCUCAGAAAUUUACUGAUCUACCUUUGUCUCCGGUUACUUUUGGUGUUCGGGAUAAAUUUCCAACUAUAAGUAGGACUCUGGUUAAAUUUCAAGCUGCAAGAAUGACUUCGAUUCAAGCAAAGGCAAUUCCACUACUUUUGAGGGGAGAUGAUCUUGCUGCUUAUUCAAGUAAUGGUUCUGGGAAAACUCUUGCAUACUUAAUUCCAGCUUUGGACCAUUUGUGCAAAAACAAAUAUGAACCUGAUGAUGGAAUUAUUGUGAUGGUCUUGUGCCCAAAUACUAUGGUUGCUAUACAGAUUGAUAGAGAUAUCAAGACAAUUUUAAAAGAUUCUCCUCAAACUCUUCAAACUAUUGGACGUUUAAUUGCAUCACCAGGAGAUAGAUAUGUAAGGAAAAACUUAUUGAUAGCUACACCUGCUGGGCUUCGUUAUCAUCAUGCAUAUGAUCCUGAAAGAAUCAAAUAUGAUAAGCUAAAGUUCCUCAUUUUUGAUGACCCAUACUUGAUUUUGAGAUUCUCCGAUCAGAAAAAAUGGAAUUGGGUUAGGUCAAAUUUCCCGAAGGAACAACUCCAGAUAGCUAUAUUUUCAGUUACAAAAUUGAAGCGUGAAUGUCUUCUUCGCCUGCUGCCAGAAGGGAGGAGACCUGGUGAUUUUUCUGUUAUUGAUGAAGUCCAAAACCGACAAUGGGUAACCAAUGAUAGAUUGGAACAAGAAUUUAUUCUUGUUCCAUGCGCCAAGCGGCUGAUUACUCUCUAUAUCAUGUUGAAGACCACUAAAUCUAAAAAAGUGAUGGUUUUUUUCUCUACAACUGAGAGUGUCAAAUUCCAUGAAGAACUUUUCACCUUCCUUGAUGUAAAGUGUUAUGGUGUUCAUGGUGAUCAAACCGUAUCCGAACAUUCAAAAAUAUAUUAUUCCUUCAGCAACGCAGAAGAGAUGAUCUUGUUGUGUACUAAUAUCGCUGCUUUUGGACUAAACAUACCUGAUGUGGACUUGAUUGUGCAGUACGAUCCGCCGAUUGAUCCAGAGGAAUAUAUCCACAAGGUUGGUAGAACAGCUCGUGGGACAAGGAAAGGCAAUGCUCUACUUUUUUUGAUGCCUCACGAAUUGAGAUUUAUUAGCUUCAUGAAGACACAUAAAGUCCUUAUCAGAGAGCAUAUGUUUGACGAAAAGAUGGCUCCAAAUGUAGGAUCUUAUCUGUUGAGAUUGGUUGCCGAGACUGAAGAGUUGAUGGAAAUGGCUACAAAAGCAUACAUUGAAUACAUAUCCGCAUACAAUUUGAUUACCAUGAGGGAUAUAUUUGGUAUCCAUCUUCUCGAUAAAGAGGCUGUGGCUGCUUCAUUCUGUCUUUGGAAUCCUGUUACCGAAGCAAUUUGAUAUUACCGAAGCUUGCCUUUGCGUGUUUUGUUGCAUCUGACUGUGGUUUGUGUAAGGCUUUUGCAAACUUUGCGAUAUCACUUCUCUCUAUCUCUCAAGCUGUAGAAUAGUAGCAGUGUCCAAGAAAACUUUUCCUUUUUUCUAUUAUCUGUGGCCUUAAUUUAGUGGAUAUGGGCGGAAAUGUAUUAUUCUUUAAAGAAUUGAAAUGGUGUGUGGAAUUGUUCAUGAUGGUCAAGCUCACUUUUAACCAUUAGA
Medicago truncatula (barrel medic) is the source of this 1784-nucleotide messenger RNA. RefSeq names its product DEAD-box ATP-dependent RNA helicase 27. The transcript has 13 exons. The coding region runs from base 141 to 1529 and encodes 462 amino acids. Gene Ontology annotation, molecular function: ATP binding; nucleic acid binding. The record is from RefSeq and is a predicted model, not a curated record. Lineage: Eukaryota; Viridiplantae; Streptophyta; Magnoliopsida; Fabales; Fabaceae.